Gamsiella multidivaricata is the source of this 498-nucleotide messenger RNA. RefSeq lists its product as uncharacterized. The record is from RefSeq and is a predicted model, not a curated record. The annotation marks the transcript as partial. The transcript has a single exon. Lineage: Eukaryota; Fungi; Mortierellomycota; Mortierellomycetes; Mortierellales; Mortierellaceae.
ACGAAAGAUGGUGAUGCUCCUGGCAAGAAAGGUGAUGCUCCUGGCGAGAAAGGUGAUGCUCCUGGCGAGAAAGGUGAUGCUCCUGGCGAGAGAGGUGAUGCUCCUGGCGAGAAAGGUGAUGCUCCUGGCGAGAGAGGUGAUGCUCCUGGCAAGAGAGGUGAUGCUCCUGGCGAGAAAGGUGAUGCUCCUGGCAAGAAAGGUGAUGCUCCUGGCAAGAAAGGUGAUGCUCCUGGCGAGAGAGGUGAUGCUCCUGGCGAGAAAGGUGAUGCUCCUGGCGAGAGAGGUGAUGCUCCUGGCAAGAGAGGUGAUGCUCCUGGCGAGAAAGGUGAUGCUCCUGGCAAGAAAGGUGAUGCUCCUGGCAAGAAAGGUGAUGCUCCUGGCGAGAGAGGUGAUGCUCCUGGCAAGAGAGGUGAUGCUCCUGGCGAGAAAGGUGAUGCUCCUGGCAAGAGAGGUGAUGCUCCUGGCGAGAAAGGUGAUGCUCCUGGCAAGAGAGGUGAU